UUCCUUUCAUUGCACCAAUUUAUCUCCAUAUUACAGUAGAAGAUCUGCACUGUGUUGUCGAGCAACACCCAACUUCUAUAAAAACUAAGAAGAUGUCUUGUGAUUGUUUACAGUUUUCAAGACUCUGCAAGCUGAUUAUUACAUUCUAAUACAUACACAAAAACACAUUUUACGCUACAAGAGAAAUAUGAGGUCAAUAAGAAGAUACUGCAGAUGUUUGUUUACAUUAAAAAUACUUGAACAGGGUUUGGUGGGUGUCUCAGGGUCUCAGACAGUGAUUGGCUGGUGAGCAGCCAGGUUAAAGGUCUAUGUAAGGUCACGAUGUUCUGGCCUGUUAAAGAGCUUACCUUUGAGGUCACGCCCUCUUAUCAGUCACAUGACUUUGUAAAAAGACGCUGAUGUGGAACAGCUCCAAGAGAUCAGAGAAAACGUGCAAAAUGUUUGUCAGCAAAGAAACAAAUAGAUUUUCCGAAAUACUGAUUUCAGAGGUUGUGUAUCUUUGAUGAAAACCCCUGAUUAAAUAAUGCUUCCUGUACUGUACAGAGCUGCUUGGUGGCACAUCCUGUCGGGUAGCAGUAUUGGAUAGAACGCCAUAAAAAAACAGGCAUGCUGGGUUUGAGUGUUUGUCAUUUUGUUUAUGGAGUCAAACUUGAGUUGUCAGGAAGUUAACAUUAUAAGCAUCAAUGGUCCAGCCCAGACAGUAUCUACAAAUUCAAACAAAUGGCUAUUACUAAAUGCAAAAAGAUCAACAAGAAUAAAUACAAAUGACGAAUUAAAAUAGAACCAACAGGUCUGAAAAGCCUGUUGAAGUUAAAACAAUACAAUUUAAGAAGUGGAUAAAUAAAAAAGCUGUAAAAAAUGAGAAGAUGUUAUUGAUAAUGUAAAGCUUUACAAAUUUAAAUCUUGCUUGAUGAUUGGUUGUGAGAGAAAAGAGUGCCUGUUAAAGUAAGUCUGACUCACUGUAAAGGGAUUGGAUGUAAAUAAAGGGUAAUAGAGGUUCCUCUGUAAUCUGAGCACGGGUACUGUAUGGACAUCAGUGCGGCGACAGGCCAAACACGAUUCAGAUAGAAUCACUUAAAUGGUUUAAUUCAUUUAAGUUUGGUUUAAUCGAGGUCAGGAGAAGGAUGGUGGAAGCAAAGAGCACACGGACAAGAUUAAACUCCUUUGCUUGUUCUUAUUUCAUCAGCCCGGGGUUCAGAUAAACAGUUAUUAUCUGUGUAAACGAGACGAUGGGAGGCUCCUGCAGCUGGGUUAAAAAGGCCAGGAGGUCGGCUGGGUCUGGAUGUUCUAUUAUAAGAAUCUUCAGCUAAAGCUGCUGAGAUAAUCACAGCUAAACCGAUGAACCUGACCAUAUUCAUGUGUCUGAACUAUUAGGUAAUGAUAAUUGGAUGAUCCAUCGUUUACGGUUUCUGACACCACGAGAAGUAUUAUCAGUUAUUACUGGCUGUUAUGUGUCUCCACUGGAAAGUGUGUCACAUCUGAUCCUUUACUGAAGUGGAAAAUCUGAUAAAUCAGCAGGUAGUUUUUUUCGGUCAGUUGCUAAACAUUUUAAAAUUGCUGUUGAGUAUUGCAACAGUUCUGUUUGCAGUCCACCAGAGAGCAGUGAAAAGUCCAUGUUUAGCUCUUUUAGCUGCACAGAUAUAAUGAUGGGAUUGUUGGUGUGGGAUCUACAUAGAAGAGUUGGUUAAUGUCACGAGUACGGCAACUACAGUUUCAAUGGAUGAGAGGACAAAGUACAGCCUGAUCUAUCCUGCAGGAGCUCAAACUGCAUCAACAGAAGCUCCAAAACAAACAACAGACUCACACUCUGUUUGUCUGAACGACAGGUUCAAGGAGAAUUUAUUAACAAAAUAUCUUCUGUGAAAUAAGAGUAAUAAUUACAUAUAUUUAUAAAUCACAGUUUUACAAUAAUUUUAAACGGAUUAUGGCUACUUCAUCACCACAAUCGUCUGGCCAAAGACUCAUUCUCAAAGUUAAUAAACCUUUAUGUUUCUACAAGUUUGACUUUUGACUCAGUCUACCUUUUUGUCUCAUCACAGAGACAUUCGGGCCCUUUCACUUGUGUUGAGCUCUCUGUUGGGCCGAGGACAACGAUUGCAGGUAUCUGAGCUGGAAGGCCACAGAUGAGAGUCCUGAUGCUGCCUCCUUUAUUAAAGCAUGGGACAACUUUACUUCUCCUUCAGCCAAAAUCAUCUCAUAAACAAAGAGAGGGACAAGGAGAUGAAUCCUUAUCAUAAUCUGUGAGCACAAGUUAUCGAAAUAAAUCCUGAAUUACAGACUAAAGAGGUGCAUUAUGGAACGUGUGGGAUCCAGUGUAUGAAGAGUUUGACUCAUGCUUGCUGAAUUAACGGCACAGACAUGCUGUGAUAGGAAAUAACCUGCACAGUUCAAAAUAACUGAAAAAAAGUACACAACAGAGCGUGCGCCACAGAAAUCCUGACAUAUGCCGAUGAUGAAGUGAAAGACAACUUACAGAUGUGAGUGAUGAUGACUAUGUACUGUAUACAAAUAAGACACAAAAAUGACUCAGUGCAUGUUCCUCCAGCACACCUCCACAUGCCUGGUGGAUGUGGCCGAUUCCAUCUGUACAUUGUUGUGAUACCGUCAGUCCCUCAAUGUCUGACUGUGGUCUGAUAUUUCUUAUUUGUGUUACGGAAAUAACUGAAGGUGACAGCGAGCACAUGUGAACCUCCGUGUGCAUGUUUGUGUUUGUGUUAGAGUGCUUGUUCAGGUGCCUUGGCUCUUGCCUUCCUGGCAGCUUCACAGCUUCUGAAGCCAUGCAGCGCUGUAGAGAUAAAAUGGAACCAAACUCUGAACUAUUUUGUGUCAAACCUGAUGUCAGUAUCAAUAUUGCAUGUUUCCCCAUCUUGUGCACACAAGACAGAACUUUCCUCUUAAAAAAGAAAAAACUGCAGCAGUAAAAAAUAAUCAGAACAUUUAGAAAACUGCGAGGGGCAGAAGUUCAAAGUGACAUAACAAGGAUUUUUUUUUACCAAAUAAGGCUCUAUUUUUUUUUUUGGCCUAGUGAACCUUUUACUGAGGCGGUUUUCCUCCAAGCAAUCUGGCAACUACAUUUGUAGAAAACUCAUCAGGUUAAGUGAAAAAUCUAGGAUUGAAAGGUGUGCAGUUUACCACUUGUUGGAUUAAGAUUAUUAUUACACCAAUUUGUGUUACCAACAAAUAAUGUAUCUUCAUUUUAACAUAAAUUUGUUUUAAGAUAUCCAGCAAUGUACAAACAUAUACCAGCUGCAUGAAACCGGAUUCUUGCACAUUAAUGGUUCAUACAAUUGAAAAAUAUAACUGUCAUUCUGCAUCAUAGAUAAUUCUGCCUUUGGUUUCAUGUCCACUGCUUUUAUUAAACUUCUCAUGUGUAAGUGUUCCUGCAGAACAUUUUUUCACAGUAUUUCUGUGCUGCUGUUUUGAUACUUUGCACGGCUGCUUUGGAAUGCUCAUUCAGUGCUUAUCUAGCUGUCUGCUGAUUUAGUCUUUGCACCAUUUUUCUAUUUUUGAUCGUUUUUGUGUGCAUGCCAUCUAUCCCUCUGUUAAAUUUUUUCUCGAAAACUCUGCUAAGCACUUUGAACUGUGUUUUUAAGAUUACACACAAUCUUAAAAACACAGUCAAUCUUUUUCUUCUACUGUAACAUUUUAAGACUACUGCACUGGCUUAAACUUCUACAAACUAAAUAAACUUCUACAAACUUCUACAAACUUCUACAAACUAAAUAAAUAGUACUGAUAUCCUCACAAGAUACUACACUCUAUUUUGCACAUUUUCACACACAUGCACACACACACUUCCUGUGAAACUGUCAGGCCAACUGUGGUUUUUUAUUGUUCCUGUGUUCCGCUGCUCUGCUGAGCACCUCCACAUAUUGAUUGCUGACCUCUCUCGGUGCUUGUCUUCUUUUCAGCCAUCAGACUUCACAGAAACAAAAGUCAAAUCCAGUUCACCAAAAAGACAACUUUCUUCACCCGAUCUGACUUAUUGCAGUUGGAUUACAGCUGCUGGAGAAGGCGUUAAAGCGUAUUUUCGUUAAAGUGUAUUUUCUUAGAAAGAAAUGAAGCAGUUGUGAGAAAGCAGAAGUAUUUUGGUGGAUGUCUCUGUCGCCUGCACGGUCCUCAACAUGGCAGAAGCUCCGCUGGUGUGCUACCACGGAGCCCUCAGCAAAAAGCAGUGUGAGGAUCUGCUGGGGAAGAAGAACAAAGACGGAGCUUACCUGAUCCGAGACAGCGAGACCAUCCUGGGAGCCAUGUGUCUGUGUGUUUAUAAACAGAAGGUAGUGUACACAUACAGACUGCUGCAGACGCACACUGGGCAAUACACUCUCAUGACUGCGGGAGGUGUAAAGGAGACAUUUUUUAAGAAUUUAGAUGAGCUGAUUCGUCACUUUAAAAGGAGGAACCAGGGUCUGGCCACACACCUGCGACACGCCGUCAAAAGGAAGACGGCUCUGUUGAUCCAGCCUACUCACCCACCUGCAGCGCAGAUACAGCAGAGGCCUUUACAUGAAGAGGGUCACGACUAUGAAAAUGUUCCAGAGUCAGAAUACGUUGAAGUCUUGCCUCCAUAAAGAACUUGACUGUUAAUCCUCAAACACAGGAGGAGACAUGUCGAUGGAAUAAGUUCUGAACUAUGGGUGGAUCAUGUUCACAAACUGGAUCACAUUAGGAAUUAUAAAUAAGGACAAAUGAACGGCGGAACAAGUAACUAUGUCUGCUUAUCCUCUGACAAUAAUAUUUUAUUCUUGUUUUGUUGAUGUCAACCCUCUUCUGUCGUCGAGGCUGAAAUAUUUCAACAACCUUUGGAUGGAUUGUCAUGAAACUCGGUUCAGACAUUGAUGGUUUUCAGAGUAUGAACUAUACUCUUCUGUUCAUUUUUUCUGGGCUGUAUCCUUUUUCUUUUUUUCUUUUUUACAUAUUUCAAAAGUUCAACAUGAAACAAACUUAGAAAAAGAAAGUACACAUCUUACCAGAUUACAGAAAGAACAAAAGUGCAAUAACACAUAUUUAUGAUCAUAUCAGGUACAAUUUUAUUUACUUUUAUGACGUCACAAUAGAAAAAUAUAACAAUGACAUAUUUGUGAAGAAUACAAUGGGCAUCCUUUCUGCAACAAUCCAACCAGAUUACUGGGAAGAUAAUUUAAGAAGGGUCGCAAAAUAUUAUAAAAUAGGUUGUUAUUGCCCUUUCAUUUAGCACGGAGGUGUUCCAUAGGAAUGCGAUACAUGAAUUUAACAGCAGUGCCAUAUAGUGAUAGUAAGUUCCUGCUUCUCGUUUACCCUUCACACAGAGGGGAGAGCUACUCUCUCAGCAUCACCAUCUAAAAGAAAAAGCCACAACAUUUCGAUCACUCUGAACCUUUGUCAAGUGUGCAUGAUAAAUUCUUCACUUCCCUCAACAUUAACACAGAUACAGGAAGUCAUUUAUCGUAAAAAAAAGAACUAGAUUUCCUGUUGUUAAAAGCUUUAAGAUUAAAAUUGAGAAGAAAACUUUCAACAUAAUGCCCAACUUGGUGUAAACCAAGGAAGUGGUUGUGUGGAUGUGUAUUUAGUGUGCUAUAGGAUGAUUUUCUAUUUUUCUUAUUGUUUUUAAUACCUGCAAGACGAAUAUCUUUGUAUUUAGUGCUACUUUGCUAAUUUUAGCAGGUAAACACGCUAAAAAAGAUGUUUAACUUUGUAAAGGUUAAACUCAAGCUGCAACCUCCUGUGUUUUAAAAUGAAGCCAAUGUGGAAGUGAAAAAAACAAUUCCCGGAGUGUCCACUUGAGACUGUAAUGUUAAAAUGCCCGUUUUUACCUUGGACAGUUAAUAUUAAUGGAUGAAGCCUGAGUGACGUUACUCAUCCUGUUACUGCAGGGGGGGUUUGGAGGCUCAUCGGCGGUAACCACCGUGCUGGAAAUGCUGUCUCAAUCUAACUUUCAGUCAGAGCUGAAAGCUGAGGAGGAUUUGAAUCCUCCAUACAAAUCAUUACAUCACGCCCAGCUGUCAGUCAGGUCAGCUACUCGCUUAACUAUGGAUAACAAAUAUUCUUCAUAAAAUCAAAACCUUCAUCAAACCUUA
Labrus bergylta (ballan wrasse) is the source of this 6056-nucleotide messenger RNA. RefSeq lists its product as uncharacterized. Gene Ontology annotation, cellular component: cytosol. The record is from RefSeq and is a predicted model, not a curated record. NCBI's taxonomy places the organism in Eukaryota, Metazoa, Chordata, Actinopteri, Labriformes, Labridae. Gene Ontology annotation, biological process: positive regulation of B cell differentiation; negative regulation of bone resorption; negative regulation of signal transduction.